Episyrphus balteatus (marmalade hoverfly) is the source of this 2383-nucleotide messenger RNA. Its product is annotated as homeobox protein H2.0-like. Gene Ontology annotation, biological process: regulation of DNA-templated transcription. The record is from RefSeq and is a predicted model, not a curated record. The transcript has 4 exons. Gene Ontology annotation, molecular function: sequence-specific DNA binding; DNA-binding transcription factor activity, RNA polymerase II-specific. NCBI's taxonomy places the organism in Eukaryota, Metazoa, Arthropoda, Insecta, Diptera, Syrphidae. Bases 627 to 1847 code for a protein of 406 amino acids.
AAUUUUUCAGAUACUUUUUCCUGUCUAUCAAAAUCUACAACGCAACGAUCAUUGAUCAGUUCGUGCACAUCGUUGGCGGAAUAAAGUGAUUGCGGGUGUACAUAUUACUACCAGAUCGGUAUUCAAGUUUAAUGAAUUUGAACAAGUGUUUGUGACUUAUGCGAGGAUACCUACAUGAUUUUGUUGCGCAUUAAUGUCUAUUGAUCUUGCAUCGGUAUCUACGAACUAGGAUAAGUGCUUUGCAUCAAUUUUUGUUUCGGUUUCAAGUGUGAAUAAAAAAUACCUAAUCGAUUGCAGUUAUCUGUCUUUCAUAUUUAGUCAUUGUCAUUUUGUUUAUUAUUGUUUAUACCUACCAUUGUGAAUAUGAAUAGUGUCUUAUCUUAUUUUGGUUUAAUUGAUGAAGGCUAUUCAGAUAUUUUAAAGCAAGUUUUUAAAUUGAAGAUGUUUAAUUGAAGCUUGACCAACACACACCUAAUUACCAAUGAAAUAUUUUAAUUGUUAAUUUGAGAAAAAAUAAAAUUGGAAUCGAAUUGUGGAAAAAAAAUUAUAAGUGCAAGAGUCUUACAUUUUUUUGGAUUAUAACAGUGAGAGGCAGAUUCAUAUACAUUUCAAGAGAUGUUGCUGCAAUGGAUUAUGCUCCAAUGCAAGUAAUUAAUCCACCACUACAGGACAUAAUCACAAGAAAGUCAAGAGCUUCGAACGAGAUUCACCAUUUAUCACACGAUCAGAAUUUAGAUACUGAGAUAAUGGUGACUAAAGAGAAUGGCCAGACCUUGUUUAUAGGUGUCCUGUCACAUCAGGAAGUCGCAGAGGACUCUGACAUGGAUCCCAAGAGUAAUCAUGUGAUGAUGAGUGAAUGUGUUAAGACUGAAGCUGGAAUCGAAACAAAAAUAAAAUUGAAUUUUAGUGUAGAUAGACUAUUAAGUGCAAAUUGUGGAGAAACUACUAAUACAAUUGAUCUGAACCAAAGGAUUGUGAUAAGUUCAAAUAAUAACAACUGCUGUGGAGCCAGCAGCAUCUCGAAAUCUGCACAGUAUGAUUGUUGUCAAUAUUAUGUAGAUGAUCAUAGCACUCUACCGAGGAACUAUUAUUCACAAAAGCAUAUGCAAGUCAGUCGAAAUCAUCAGGAGAGAAAUGUUAAUUUUCCCCCUAAUAUGGAUAUUAAGUCAAUUAUUAGACCAACGCCAAUACGAGCGUUGAAUAAUGGAACAGAUGAAGUUCUAUCGUACUCAUCAAUGACCUCUUCUUUACUAAAAUUCCAACAACACCCGCAACCACCAGUAACAUCAAUCACAGCGUUGUCUUCACUUAUGGCGCCUUUCAGUGGUUUGAAAUCAUUGCAAAUCAGUCAGCAACAUUUCCGUCAGCAGUCUAAUAUUCAGGCGGUUUCCAAAUCCUUAGACAUUCCACGUACAACCGCAAUACCAAAUGGAAGUGGAAAUGCAUCUGGUUCAACUGGAACAACUGUGUCAUCGGGAGUUAUAGCAAAUAGUGGAAAGCGAAAACGAUCUUGGUCCAGGGCAGUUUUUAGUAACUUACAACGCAAAGGCUUAGAGAUACAGUUUCAGCAGCAGAAGUACAUAACCAAGCCUGAUCGAAGAAAGCUGGCAGCUAGACUCAACUUGACCGAUGCACAGGUCAAAGUUUGGUUCCAAAAUCGUAGAAUGAAAUGGCGACAUACAAGAGAAAAUCUUAAAAGUGGUCAAGAAAAACCUGUGCUUUCCCAAAAUACACAAUCAUCAAAUCCAAAUUCUCCUGGUGGAGCAAAUAAUUUGUCCAGAGUGGAAAAAAAAUGUUACACUUCCUCCAGCGAGAGUGAUGAAGACGAAAUAGAUGUCGUAGAAUAAUAUAAAUUUAAAUGAAUGUUUUAUUAGCUAGAUAAUUUUUUUUAUUUAUUUAUUUUGCAUGCAAUAUUCCAUUGGGGGUGGUGGUCUACUAAUAGUAUAGAUGUUUUGGUUAAUCUAGUACUAUCAUCUACUCAUACUCCUCUUCCCGAGUAGAUAGGAUUUGUAUUGAAUUCGAUGAAAAUGCGUUCCAUUGAAAAUCGCUAGUAAACUACUAGUAGUACUUUGCCACCUCCCAAAGGAACAGGGCUAAUUUCUUUGAAUGUUUUUUGUCAAUACAUUCGAAUAGUUUAUAUAAAACUGUACAAUUAUGAUGCUUAUUAUUUAUUUUUAUUUAAGAAAACUGAACUAAAAUUUAUUUAAGGGCCACAGCCGUAGCCAGAGUUGAAUUUAAGGUAGGUGCAUUGGAUCAUAACGGUAGGUUGGAACUUGGAAGUAGUAUUUGUAAUUGAUUUGGUUUGGAGUGGUGUGGUUAUACAACUUUUCCACAUAGUGUACAGGAGGAUACAGCUGCUGCCCAUCAGCACAACCACAAUCCA